Pediculus humanus corporis (human body louse) is the source of this 3096-nucleotide messenger RNA. RefSeq lists its product as uncharacterized. The record is from RefSeq and is a predicted model, not a curated record. Gene Ontology annotation, cellular component: extracellular matrix. Lineage: Eukaryota; Metazoa; Arthropoda; Insecta; Psocodea; Pediculidae. The coding region runs from base 1 to 3096 and encodes 1031 amino acids. The transcript has 4 exons.
AUGGACAACGAACGUACAAAAUAUAAAUUCGGCUAUGUCAUAUCACACGAAGAAGGAAGCACACAAGCACAUUUAGAAACGAGAGAUGGAGAUAUGGCUUUAGGAAGAUAUUACGUUAAUUUACCAAAUGGCAGCGGUCAAAAAGUAACUUAUUUGGCCGAUGACGUCGGAUAUCACACCGGAGUAAGUUACAAUAGUAAAUCAAACACGGCAUCAAGUAAAACUCAUAUUGCGAUGGGACAUAAAGCGAUUGCCACAUUAUCCAAUUUCGAUGGACCUAACACUCGUCCGCCUCUUGUUGCAAAUACCGUAACACCAAUAGUUACCAAAAUUGCUAAAGGACUCGUUAGUACAGUGACACAAGCUCCGGUGAUAUUUACCAAUCCCGAUCAAACGGUUACCAAAGGAUUCUACAUAGUUAAAGAAUCAACGGAUUUACCGUUGAAAACGGUUAAAAAUAAAUAUGAUUCGUUGCCGAAUAAAAUUUAUCAGGCGACAAAUUCAAAACAACAUUUGAAAGUGUCAACCGCAACGGAAAAACCUGACGAAGACCAAGACAAAUCGGGAGUUAUGGAAGUGAAAAAAUAUUUAGCGGUCGCAGAACCGAGUUCGAAUUUUUACGAAAAUGUAAAUAAAAAAUUAAAUUCGAAUAAAAUUCAUCGUAAUGAAUCUUACGUAGCUGAAAAAAGCAUCGAGAAAACGUUAUUCACGGAUGCCGACGCACAAAUAAUAUCAAACAUUCAAAAACAUGCCGAAGGUAUAAUAAUGAAAGAUUUGAAAAAACAAGGAGGAGGUAGAAAUUUAAAUAUUGAUAUUUCGACAAAUCAACAAACAAGUGUUACGCCAAAAGCGAUAACAAUGCAACCGAUAAUUGUUACCGGACAAAAGAAUAUUAAAAUACUUAAUAAUAAUAAUAAUAAUAAUAGUUUCCGCCCGCGUUUUUCAUCCCAGUUACAAAAAUUAACUAAAAACAUUCAUCCGGCAUCGAUAAACGCUCUUAAAAUAAACGAUAAUAAUAAAAAUAACAAUGAAUUAUUAUUAUUAGAAAAAUCGAGUUCGUUUGAUUCAUCAUCGACAACAUCGGACCCACCAUCAUCAUUUAUCAACGUCUCGAAAGUUCCACAUCAAUUAAUUGAUGCCAAGUCCACAAAUUCAAAUUCAAAAAAUAAUUCCACCAUUCCGGAUUGUGAAUCUAAUUUAUGUGUUCAAGACAACAAUCGAGCGUUUUCCGAUAAUUUGGUUUUUAUAAAGCCAGAAAAAGAUAUUACAUUAAAUUCUGGUUCAAAUGCAAAUAAACUUACUCAUACUUUUUAUCCGCAAAAUCAACUUAAAGAAGAAAGACAUUAUGUCACAACGAUUGACGUACAAAAAGGAAUCGCCAUUGAUGUACAACAAAACGAAGAUGGUUCCAUACAUUUAGCAUCUAAUUUUCCAUUUAAAAAACUUCAAAAUUACCACAGGCAAUAUUCAAAUCCGCAAAAUGUUUUCAAUUCGGUUACUCCGUCGCCGAUUUUAAAAGUUACCAGCAGCACGCCGACGAAAACAUUUUUUUCAAGCACUCCGAAAUUUAAUACUUAUUCGACAAUAAAAACGGGUUUGCAUUCACCACCGGUUUUGAAUAGAAUUCCAUCGAAAAUUUAUCAUCAAGCAUUGGAAAAACCAUCGAAAGAAAAUUUAAAAGUAUUCGACAACAAUUUUCCACAAGUUAAAAAUCUCGAAACCAUGAUAAAACUACACGAAUCGAUGACUCAAGAAAUUUAUCCGAACGAUAAGAGAAAAAGUUCUGUCGAUGAAGAAAGAAGAGAAUAUUUUGAAAAUUUAAAAAAAGUAGAAGAAGUCAAAAGACAAAAUUCGAAACCUUUUCUUCCUCAUCCGUUACAAUCGAAUAUAAUAAUAAAAUCGACAACUGAAUUUCCCGCUCCAAACGUUGAAGUUAAUUCCGUGGAAACUCCGGUAGUGGCGAAUCCGGUAAAAUUUGGUCAAAUACAAAUUAAUCCAGGAGUCACACCGGUGUAUACAAAUUACGUGACUGAAAUUCCUGUUUUGUUAACUCCUAAUGGACAUUUACAACCGAACGAAAACGAAAAAACGAAUCAACAACAGGAAGAAGAAGUGACGAAAAUCGGAAGUUUAACAAAUUACUUCGAUGGCACUUCAUUACGUAAUGUAUUUGUCAAUACGCCUGAACAAACUACUUCUUCGGAUCAAAAUCAAGAAAAAAGCGAUUCGUUAAACACGGUACAAAUCAAUCCGUUAAACGUAGAGCCGCGGUACGCUCCGUCAGAAGCAGAAGAAAAAAUUGAACAGGUACAACCCUUAGCUCUUACCCAAGGACAAAUAAACGCAUUACAUUUAAAUCUUCAACCGAGUUUCCCAAAUCAACAAAAAGGCUUUGUCAUGACUCCACUCGUUUCUCUAGAUUAUAAUAAACCGUUCAGGUUCGAACAACCUUUAUCAUUGAUACCCGUACAAAUACCAGCAGGUACGGAACAAAAAAAAGUUACCGCCGUUUAUCAAUUUCCUCAAGAAUACCAUCUUCCAUCACCAAUACAACUUUUACAACCAUCAGAACACUCGUACGUUAACAUACCAUCAGUACCUAAAAAUAAUUUUCAAAUAAAUUUACCACAAAGAGUGACAAAUAAAUUAAGAGUACAACCGUUAAAACCGAGUCCUCCAGACGAAGAAACUCAAGGAGUAGGCAAUCAAUCACCACCACCCCCACCACCACCAUCUUCUUUGCAACCACUAUUUCAACCACAAACAUCACUCCCUCCCCAGACUCAUUUUCAACAGCAACCUUCUCCCCUUUUUCAAUAUCAACAACAAACGUUACUUCCUCAAUCUCAAUUUCACCAACCGUCAGCUUACUUUUUCCCCAAUUUCUUGGGUAGUAAUUUACAGGUACGUUCCGUGGGUAGGAAAAAAGUACCGAAAUCAGAUCAUCAUCCUACGGGACAAUCAUUAGUUCGAUUAGGUAAAAGUUUAAAUAAUUUAAAAAUUGAAUACGGAUUUAAACCGCCAUUAAGACCAUCAGUUGAAAUUACUGAAGAUGGCAAACCGUCCAUUUACAAUCCAACAGUGCCACAGAAAUAA